Messenger RNA from Colias croceus (clouded yellow), 1588 nucleotides. RefSeq lists its product as uncharacterized. The transcript is spliced from 7 exons. Gene Ontology annotation, cellular component: nucleus. Lineage: Eukaryota; Metazoa; Arthropoda; Insecta; Lepidoptera; Pieridae. The record is from RefSeq and is a predicted model, not a curated record. The coding region runs from base 452 to 1414 and encodes 320 amino acids.
UUGACGUUUGUUUAUUUCUCAAGUGGUUUUUUGUACCUAAUUUUAAAGUGUUUCGUGUUGCAUUCUUUCUAAAAGUUUUGUUGGAGUUUUUUUGGCUUUAUUAAGUUGUUGUGUAAUUGGUGUUGUAGCGACGACAAGCCAAUUUACGAGUUAUCGAAUUUCAAGUGUAGUACCUACUAAGAAAGUUCACACCACAGGUUCACACGGUAACCCGUAUAUAAACAGUUUGUGCGCUAUGCAUUGACUUUGUACGGGCUUGUCGGGACGCGGGUUGGUCGCAUAGGUUGAAUAUUAAUUACAUACGGAUAAAUAUAUGUAGUUAACGAAAUAUAUUAAUAUAACCUGUGCCUAGUUAUUUCAUUCUUUCAUUACACCCGCAUAUAACAAGCCCCUACAGUGUUAAACGUGUUGCAUAAAUUAUUUAAAGGAGAAAACUGCAAAAAUAACAACUAUGAGCUCCUCGGAAAGGUCGUCUCAUCCCUCCCGUGCCCAAGUAGAGUAUCUAGUCGACUAUCUUGGCAAACAUCCUAGCUUAGCCAAGGGUUUUUCAAAAGUCCCGAGCGCUAGAGACGAAGCUAGAAAAACAUGGGAGGAGUUGACUAUUAAAUUAAAUAGCUUGGGAGGCUGCACUAAAACAUGGAAACAGUGGACAAAGUAUUGGUCUGACAAAAAGAGUGCCGUGAAGAAAAAAGCUGCCCUACGAUACCGGGCACGCAAUAAGACUGGUGGUGGAUGUGAAUCGGUGGUGGAGCUUUCAGAGGUGGAGGAGAAAAUACCUACAUUAAUGGGCGGGGAAGGUUUUGCAAUUGGUGAUAGGCAUUUGGAAAUUAAUCCAUUUGAAGAAAUCCCCGUCCUUACUGAUGCCAACGAAAGCCCCACAUUGCUGACUUCAUCUAUGAUAAAUGAAACCACAACUAUUGAAUACCAAGUCUUGGAUGAGACUGCUAUAAAUACGGAAAAUGUUAGUAUGGCAGAUACUGAGAGACCUCAACUAAUUCAGCAAUAUGUUGACUGUAUCCUGAAUCCCGAACCUUCCCCUGCUCAUACACCACCGAGAGCGGAGGUAACGAGCCCUCUGCAAGCAGUUACCCCCUCUGGCUCAGGCAACUUUCCUGCUCGACGUCAAUUGAACGUCGCGGGUCCAUCACCACGUCGUAACACAAGGUCAUCGAGUCUUCCACAACAACGGCAAAGAAGACGAUCACCUCCAUCACAAAGGCGGCAAUCUCAAUUAACAACCUUUACCGAAAGGUUUCUUAGCUUGGAAGAGCAACGGAUUGAGAUUGACCGUCGCUACUGUGAGUUACAGGAGGUGAUGGUCAACUCACAAAGGGAGACCAACAGAAUGACAGCAGAGGGCCUGAUUGCCGUCGGGGAAGGUCUUAAAUUAUUAGCUGAAAAUUUAAAAAAAUAAAAUACUUUUAUACUUAAAUACAUUUAUUAGUUCUUAACUUAUUUUAGUAGUAAAAAAUUAUCUGUGGUUUUACUUAAGUAUAGUUUCUUAAUUUACUAACAUUAGUUUAUAAGCCCUAAUUGAGUUACUAACACCUAUGAAUAUAAUUUUCCGGAAUAAAUAAUUUGCAUUGAU